Messenger RNA from Ostertagia ostertagi, 4260 nucleotides. The record is from the annotation of a GenBank genome assembly. Lineage: Eukaryota; Metazoa; Nematoda; Chromadorea; Rhabditida; Trichostrongylidae.
AUGCCUCGAACAGAAGGUAGUUGGUUUGGCUGGGGCAAGUCUUCCUUAAUGAGACUCGCUGAAGCUGAAGCACGCCUUUUCGCGACGUUUGGGGCUCAAAUCCUGUCACGAUUUGUACCCAUUCGUUUCAAAGGCGGCGAGAUAUAUACUGUCACAGUGGAACCAACGCAAGAAAAAAAAUCCGACGAGCCAGUUGUUCUGGUGCAUGGAUUUGGAGCUGGUGUGGCUGUAUGGAGCGCAAAUAUAACUUCAUUGGCUAAGCAUAAUGUAGUACAUGCAUUUGACCUUCUAGGCUUUGGCCGUUCUUCGCGCCCGUGGUUCAGUAACGAUCCGACGUUAGCUGAGCUAGAAAUGGUGGAGUCUAUUGAAGAUUGGCGAAAGUCAAUGGGCAUAGAGAAGAUGUAUCCUUGCGCUUACCUAGCUUCGUCCUAUGCACUUGAACAUCCUCAUCGUGUCAAGCAUUUGGUACUCGUGGAUCCAUGGGGUUUUCCAGAAAAGGUUGCACCUACAGAGAAACAGAUUACUCCAUAUCCAUGGAUGAUGUUCAUAGGAGGAGUUCUGUCAUAUUUCAAUCCGCUGGCAACUCUUCGUGCAGCCGGACCAUAUGGUCCUACAAUAGUGAAGAAGCUGCGUCCCGAUCUUCGACAUCGAUAUAGAAGCGAGAAUCCAGACGACAUCUACGAAUAUUUGUACCAUUGUAAUGCUCAGAAACCCACCGGAGAGACAGCAUUCAAAGGCAUGACUUUGCCGUUUGGAUGGGCGAAACGUCCUAUGAUGAGAAGAUUCAAUGGCAUCGACGAUAGUGUGCCGGUGACGUUUAUCUAUGGCAGUAAAAGUUGGAUAGACCCUGGACCAGCAUUCGAUAUUCAAGCGCAGAGGAAUGGAUACGUUGAUGUGCAGAUUAUUCGAGGUGCUGGGCACCAUGUCUACGCUGACGCACCAGAUGCUUUUAACGAAGUAGUUCAGUCGAUAGUAACAGGCGAGAAAAAAUCGAGUGCAGUUCAAUCGGAGAUCACUUCUGAAAGGCAAAGCGAUGAGGAAGAGGAAGUGCCAAAACCUCUAGGAGCCUUAAUAAUUUUAAUCUCAAAUGUAGAACAUUGUACCUCAUAUUUACGCGUCACUGUGGCCAGUUCGUUCUCACACAAUCGUUUCCUACCUAUAACACAUUUGUACAUACGACCAGUAGUUUGCUAUGCUUACUGGUUAUCUUCUCUAGUCUAUUGUUCGAUUCGUUGUAUAGACUUUCUCGUAGCGAUAGUUUACUGCUGUCAUCAGGUGAUGCCGGAGAAGAAGGUGCUCACGGCUGACAAGGAGCUGUUUCUUCGGCAUGCGACUGUUCUUUAUGAAACUUGGAAUAAAGGUGAAGACGGACUUGGUGAGGUAGAUGCUUUAGUAGUUCUAGUUGGUCAAGAUGAAGGCGCGGUACAGUACUCGAAAUCGAAGGCGUUCCAAAUAUGGAUGCUUAAUACGGAAUUGUUGGAUACGUUGAUGCUGUUCACGAAGAAAGGCAUUUACGUAUUGGCAAGCAAUCGAAAGGCAGACUACUUCAACAGUGUCAAGUCGGACGAGUUUGUCGGAGUAGUGCCACCGGUUACACCCAUUCACAGAGACAAGUCUGACAAAGAUGCGGCUAAUUUCGCGAAACUCUUGGGCUAUAUAAAAAAUGAUGCCGGAAAUAAAGUUGGCCACUUUGCUAAAGAUACGUUUGACUCGGAUUUCAGCAACGAUUGGCAGAAGGCAUUUGCUGAUGUUGAGAAGGUGGAUGUUUCUGGAGCUUUUGUUCAAAUUUUCGCCGUGAAAGAUGACGCCGAGCUCGAAACCUGUCGUAGCUCAGCUGCAGCUACUGUGAACGCGUGGAGCUAUGCUCGUAAAAAGUUCAUUGAAGCCAUUGAUCAAGAAAAGAAAGUGAAGCAUUCGCGUCUUGCCAACGAAAUUGAUGCGGAAAUUGGCUCAUUGAAAGUGCAGGGGCAGUUAGCGAAGAACAAGACCAUAGAGACUUGCUAUAAUCCUAUCAUUAUGAGUGGUGGCAAUUAUUCACUGAAAUGGAGCACAGAGAGGUUAGAUUUUGAUCAUGAGCACAACUUUCUCCAAAUUUCACCCACUGCAUCAAUGCACCGUUCUAGCUCUGACAAACUUCUUCACUAUGGUGUUAUUGUUACGUCGCUUGGAGCUCGUCUCGAGAAUUAUUGUACCAAUCUAACUCGUACAUUGAUGGUGGAACCGUCUAAGAAUCUAGAAGACGCUUAUGAGGGCCUUCUUGCCACGCAGAUGGCUGUGAUAGAAGCGUUGAAGCCUGGCGCAAAAUUGUCUGAUGUUCACGCCUUGGGUGUAAAAACGUUCCGGGAGAAAUGUCCUAGUCUGGCGGAUAAUCUUUACAAAAAGGAUUUUGGAUUUGUUACCGGUAUUGAGUUUCGUGAGGGUGGUUUAACAAUUAGUCCCAAAUGUGAGGAGAAGGUCCGCGCUGGCAUGGUUUUCAUAGUAUCAGCUGGAGUUGAAAACCUUACCAACACUAAAGCAAAAGACGAUGCAGGAAGGAACGUUACAAUCGCACUUUCUGACACGAACGAAGUCCUGACCGAGAGAGCCAAAAGUCGUCUGAAGAACAGUGUCAUCAGAUUCAAGGAGGAGGAAGAAGAUGCGAAAGAUUCGAACAAAGAAAACACGGAAGUGCUCGGACGUGGGAAGCGCAGUGUAGUGCUAUCGGAUCAGACGAGAAACAAGGCCACAAAUGAGGAUAAGAGAAAAGAGCAUCAAAAGAUGCUGGCACAACAGCUGAAUGACGCAGCUCGUCAACGUCUUGCUCAAGCUAGUGGAUCUAGUGAAGCUAAGAAAGUCAAGAAAUCAAAUGUAUCAUACAAGUCAUAUGAUAAGUUCCCGGUGGACACAGAAAUCAACAAACUCAACAUUUAUGUUGAUAAGCGCCACGAUACCAUCAUUCUACCUAUCUUUGGUAUCCCGGUUCCUUUCCAUAUUUCCAUGAUAAAGAAUUGCUCUCAAUCUGUAGAAGGUGAUUUCACAUACCUGCGUAUUAAUUUUGCUCAUCCUGGGUCCCAAAUUGGCAAAGAAUUGGCACAAUUCCCAAAUCCACUUGCUACGUAUCUCAAGGAGCUCACAUACAGGGCUAGUAAUGUGAAAGAACACGGAGAAAUUGCUGCGCCAAGUAACAACUUGACUACGGCGUUCCGACUUAUCAAGGAAAUUCAGAAGCGAUUUAGAACUGAAGAGGCAGAAGAGCGCGAAAAAGAAGGCGCUGUAAAGCAGGAUAAACUGAUUCUCAGCACCGCAAAGGCCAAUCCGAAACUGAAGGAUCUAUUUGUGCGACCAAAUAUUAUCGCGAAACGUAUCUCAGGUUCACUGGAAGCGCACAUCAAUGGUUUCCGAUACACAUCUCUCCGUGGAGACCGAAUUGAUGUGUUGUACAAUAACAUCAAGCACGCGUUCUUCCAACCAUGUGACAAUGAAAUGAUCAUUCUGUUGCACUUCCAUCUGAAGCAUCCGGUACUUUGGGGGAAGAAAAAAUACAAAGAUAUUCAAUUCUAUACCGAAGUUGGAGAAAUCACUACGGAUCUUGGGAAAUACCAUCAUAUGCAGGAUCGCGAUGACGUACAAAGUGAACAGAUGGAACGCGAAAUGCGGCGAAAAUUGAACCAGACCUUCCAAAACUUCUGCGAUAAGGUUGUAAAACAGACCAAUGAUCAGUUCGACUUUGAUGCACCGUUCAGUGAACUCGGUUUCCUCGGUGUUCCACAUCGCUCCAGCUGCACACUGAAACCUACCUCGUCGUGCUUGGUGAACCUUACGGAAUGGCUGAAGAAUUUCGAUAUGGUUUUCAUAUUCAAAGAUUACAGCCGUAAAACUCAGAUGGUACAGCAGAUUCCAAUGAGCAGUCUAGAUAGUGUAAAGGAAUGGUUGAAUACAAGUGAUCUGCGAUACACAGAAGGAAUACAGUCCUUGAAUUGGCCAAAAAUUAUGAAGACUAUUACGGAUGAUCCGGAGGAAUUCUUUGAAACUGGAGGAUGGAAUUUCCUUGCUAAUGAUUCCGAUCAGGAUGCUGAGCCAGAGGAGGAAAGCGAAUCAGAAGAUGCGUAUACGCCUAGUGAGUCGGAGUCAGGUGAAGACGAAAGUGAUGAGGAUGAGAGUGAAGGAAAGGACUGGUCAGAUCUUGAAGAGGAAGCAGCUCGUGCAGACAAGCGACGAGACAUUGAAGAUGAAAGAGGUGGUGGCGAUCCGACGACACAACGACAGAGACAGAGAUCGUAA